CCUGGCCCCGCGCCCUCCGUCGGCCGCCUGCUCGCCCUGCUGCACCAGCUCGGCCGCCGCGACGUCCUCGCCGACCUGCAGCCGCGCAUCGAGGAGGACUGUAAGAAGUACCUGGAAAGGAAACAGCAGCAGGCAGACGCACCUCUCCAGGUCCCGGCAGUGGACAGCAGCAUCCCGAAGACAUUAGAAUUGUCUGGCAUCACAACCCAAGACGAUCCCUUCGGGAAUGAGCCGGAGCUGUUUGAUGCUUUUAUUUGCUACUGUCAGAAGGACAUUGAGUUUGUGCAAGAGAUGAUCACAGAGCUGGAGCAAACUGAGUUCAAGCUGAAGCUGUGCGUCUUUGAUCGGGAUGUCCUGCCAGGGGCGUGCGUGUGGUCCAUUGCCAGUGAGCUCAUAGAGAAAAGGUGCCGAAGGAUGGUAGUCGUCAUUUCUGAUGAUUACCUAGACAGCAGUGAAUGUGACUUCCAGACCAAAUUUGCUCUUAGCCUUUCCCCAGGUGCUCGCCACAAACGGCUGAUUCCAGUCAAGUGCAGAUCUAUGAAGAACGAAUUCCCAAGCAUCCUGAGGUUCAUUACAGUUUGUGACUACACCAAUCCCUGCACCAAAAGGUGGUUCUGGAUAAGACUGGCAAAAGCCCUCAUGCUUCCGUAAGGCAGCGCUGAAUAACCAAGUGCCUUUUGAUUCAACUCUGCUGCACCUUCAAGAAAAAGGCCUCCAAGGCUCGAGCCAUUACAAAAUCAUCAGCGCUUUGGAAUUCGAUCCUUGCCAUGUUGUGCUUGGAGCCUGCAACUGAAGAUUGGUAGCAGCAUCCUUAAAGCGGGUAAUCACAAGCCCUCCAAGGGGAAUAACAUGACAUGCUGAAAGCCACAAACCAGAGGUUUUGUCAAAUUAAUAUUUUGUAUUUUUUUUUUUUUAAACACAGAUUUGGGCUUGUAACGGGGCACUGGGGUAAUGUCUGCCAGGGUGAUAGUAACUUUUUAGCCUCUUAGUGCAGUGACUCUUGACCAGGGUGCCAUGAGAUCCUUUUAAGGGUGCCACGCAGGUGUGCAAACACCUGCACAUGAUUCACAAGGUAAACCCUGAGCUUUUCCUAUAGAAAUCUAGGGUCCAAAGCAUCCUGUCCUGUUUUGGGCUUUCUGAGUUCUUUGCGACAAAAGGAUUGCUCUAAUAUUUUUUUUAUAGUUCAAAACUGAGUGAAAACUGAGCAAGCAUUAUUAGAGGUGUGCCUUAAGUCUGAGACAGUUGAGAAAUGCUGGUGUAAUGGAAUCCAAUGGCUUUUUUGUGAUCUGCAUGAAAUGGGGCUCAACGUACUGGGCAAAUGACUAAUGUCAUGAGCAACCAUUAAUGUCAGCCCUUUUCUCAGCAGAGGAGCCUAAGGCCGAGCUGACCCAUUUGUUCCCCUGCCACUGGGCUCUGUACCACAACUGCCCUGACAGCAAGGGACAGUUUGUACUGCCCGUGCCCAGGCCAUGCACUCAAUGGGUGAAGGAUAUUUUAACAAGCAUAAAAUUCAAACUAUUUCAGCACCCAAAAGAUUAAUGGAUGUAGCUCAAUUUUAUCAAGUGUCGGCUAUUGUCAGAAAUAACCGAACCCACUUUAUUUGCUUGUCCCUUGGUCACAAUCCUUUAAACACUUUGUAGGCCAAGCUGGCUAUAGAGAGUCCCUGAUUAUCAAAACUCCUCUGAGACCCUUAGCCCUCCAAACCUGACCA
This is a messenger RNA of Gavialis gangeticus (Gharial), 1711 nucleotides long. It is a transcript of the gene MYD88, whose product is annotated as myeloid differentiation primary response 88. Gene Ontology annotation, molecular function: Toll-like receptor binding; TIR domain binding. The record is from RefSeq and is a predicted model, not a curated record. Gene Ontology annotation, biological process: defense response to Gram-positive bacterium; Toll signaling pathway; positive regulation of canonical NF-kappaB signal transduction. NCBI's taxonomy places the organism in Eukaryota, Metazoa, Chordata, Crocodylia, Gavialidae. Gene Ontology annotation, cellular component: plasma membrane. The transcript has 5 exons. The annotation marks the transcript as partial.